This is a messenger RNA of Lytechinus pictus (painted urchin), 4127 nucleotides long. RefSeq lists its product as uncharacterized. The transcript has 5 exons. The coding region runs from base 220 to 939 and encodes 239 amino acids. Lineage: Eukaryota; Metazoa; Echinodermata; Echinoidea; Temnopleuroida; Toxopneustidae. Gene Ontology annotation, molecular function: protein binding. Gene Ontology annotation, biological process: signal transduction. The record is from RefSeq and is a predicted model, not a curated record.
GAUCGAUCAAUGAUGUGUCAUCAGUGAGGAAGUGGCGGAAUUCAGAAGCGACAUCCAUCUCUGAAUUCCCCUUGAAUUCUCACUUAAUUCACGUCUAGCCGAUAGAUUUUAUUGAAACUUCAGCAGUUCGCCAGUUACAGAUAUUUACUAAAAGUAAGAAAGGAAACCGACCGACCAACCCAACUUUCUGAUUUUGACUUAUGAGGGCAACAUACCGGGAUGACAUCACUUGACCCUAAUACUCCUCUCGAUGCCUUGGAGCUGAGCUACAUCAGCGAGCAGCUCGGUCCUUACGAUUGGAGAAAACUUGGUCUCUACCUUGGCAUCACAGAAGCCCGACUAUCCAACUGGGAGAUGCAGUACAUGAGGAACAUAGAACAGGCCGCCAGUCAGAUGCUGUACACGUGGCACAAUAACCAGCAUCCGUCUCAGGAGCGUGGGUUGCUGAUAGAGGCGUUGAAUAAGACUAAACUCCGGUGCCUUGCUGAGAAAGUCAGAACUGGUGAAUGCCGGCGCUCUGUUCCCAAGGGUAUGAGACCGAUACCGCCAGAGCCGAUGAACCACCACCAACAGCAGAAUAACUACCCUCCUGCGCAAGCCCCGGCUUACGUUGCCCAAGCCCAGCCCCAGCCCUUCGAUGCCCCAAUGCCACUAGCCCCCCAUCAGAUUAGCCACGAAAUCACCGAAAUCAAGUUACGGGACCUCUCUCACAAGCUUGGUGCAGAAUGGAGAAUGGUGGGCACUUUUCUCGGCUUUAACAACUCGGAAAUUCAAGUUAUGCAAGAACAGUAUCCACUAGUAAAGGAAUGUAUAUUCCAGAUGUUACUUCAGUGGCGAAACGUAAAUGGCGUCGAGGCCACUAAGGAGAAAUUAAAGAAGGCGCUGAAGCGAUCGCAACGUGAAGAUAUAGUAGAUUUUGUUGAUGAGCCUGACUUUUGAGUCAUAUAUAACUGAAACAUUGCCCAUGAGAACACUUCAAAGCCUGCAAUAUGAUAUUGAUAAUAUCGUUAUCUUUUAUCUUACGGAAAGCUGCUGACCUGUGCAUCAACGCCUAUAGGAACGAAGGAAGGUUCGCAAGUUACUUGGGGCCAAUCGCAGUCGCACGAAAUAAUUUUUGCAAGAACUGUCUUUCCAUUUAUUGUGAAGCGCCAUGUGAAACGCAGUUUAAAAAAAGGAUCUAGAGAUCUACCUGCAAACAUAUUUCAUUCGUCUGUUACAUUAAACAAAAUCUUUGUUUAUAAAAAUGAUGUGAUAUCUGAUGAAAUUGUAUAAAAUUAAUUUAAAAGUUAACAAAUUUUAUUUGUUUAUCAAAAAUUUCCCGCAUAAAGCGCGUCAUAAAAGAUGGGUCCUUGGAAAGAUCCUUUCGUGCAAUCAGCCCCUGUACGUUACGUUAUGACUGCGUGGUAUGACAUUAGGGAUUUUUUGCUCUGCGACAGACGGAGGGUUCAAGAACAUAGAAAAUGUAUUGAAAAUGACCAUCAAAUGACAAAGAACUGCUUGGAGGUGUUUGUAGAAAAUUGAUGAAUCAAAACAACAGUUUUGCCUUUGACUUGGGACAAACGGCAAAUUUGCAGUUUUUCGUCAACUCCGAAACUUCUGCUCCCGUUCAUCAAUUUUCGUCCAAGACCUCCCAGCAGUUUCAUACUGUGUUCUUGAACGAUCCGGAGUGCAGACUAAUUUAGUUUCCCUUGAAUAAUUUUAUGCAUUGAAACAUUAUGCGGAGGAGAGACCUGCUGGGCACAGUGAUUCAGUUCGCUUUUCGCCUCCCAGGCACAGAUGACAUCAAUGUAUCAAAGGACCCCCUAGAGAUUACCAGCUAAUUUGAUUUUCUUGUCUCAAUUGGUUGGUCUAUAUCGACAGUUUUUUUUUACUGUAUCGUGGCACAGAUAUUAUAUUUAAUAGACGAUCCUCUAUUAUGAUAGUGGUGUAUAAUAUUAUCAUUAAUAUUAUUGUAAUUAUUUUAUUUCUAUAAAUACAGUACGAGAAUUCAGCCAAUAACCGGCUGAAUCGAGUCACGUGAAAGCCAUUCCAUGCGCAAUCGCCGUCUUUGUUUCUACCACAGCUACUGCCAAAAGUGUUUGCUUAUUAAAUUGGGAAAAUUAAAGGGUUUUACCUCCUAGCCUCCCUUUAACUCGUAAAAUAUUUAUCACAUUUCAUUUGUCUAUUGUUAUUUUUAUCAUUAGUAAAAUGAGUUUAAUGACAGCACAUCACAAGACCCAGACUUCAGUAUAGCACCUGAAAAGGGUCUGAUGGAAAGGGUCAUAAAAAUGUUACACCAGCAUAGGAAAUACAUGAAAGCAAGAGGAUAUAUUCCAUGGCGGAAGAGGUUUACGGUACACCAUGUGUCGAGUCCUGGAGGGACCGAGAUAAGAAAAGUGGAUUAGAAUUGGAGGUGAAUUGGAAAGGCGUGAUAUUGGGAGGUUUGAAAGUAGAGUAUUCUUUUCGAAAUGAGUGUAGUCCUUAAAAGGACUGUAAACCAGAAGGAGUGGAAAGCUGAAUAGUAGGCAGGCUUGAGUAGGUGAGAGAAGGCUGGCUUUAGUCGGCAAAUAGAGUAGUAGCUGUAGCGUAGACUCAACGUUUCGGGCAGGUUGACUACUACUUGGCUUUCCACUCCUGGUUUACAGUCCUUUAAAGGACUACACUCAUUUUGAAAAGAAUACUCUACUUUUCAAACCUCCACGUUCCAGUUUACCUCUAUUUUUAUCCACUUUUCUUAUCUCGGUCCUUCCUGGAGUUUACACAUGGUGUACCGUAAAUCACUUCCGUGAUUGCUCAUAUCACCAUGCAAACCUUUAAACAUCAGGAUGUAUUCUUCCUCAUGACAGCCAAAAUCGCAGCUAAAAUUUGCAAAUUGUAAUAACUUGACAUGUGACUUGCUUGUAGUUCAUUAUGACGUCAUCGAGCGUAGUUGUGCUCUAUGCUGCGCAUCGCGUUGCUUUCAUUGUUGUACGUGUCGGUACAUGUCACGCAUUCGCGCAUGCGCACUAGACUGUUGAAUAUGCUCUCAUAUUCAAUAGCAAAUUUUGCACAGGAACCUAAGGGAUAUUCGUCGGAUUUCGGUCCUUUAUAGGGAUACGCUCUGGACUGCACGGGCAAUUGAUGCAGACCAAAAUAUGCAUAUUUAAUGUAUCGCUUAAACGCUCUAUAUAGAUAGUAAUGCAGAAUAUUACUCAUUUAGCCCCCCCCCCCAAAAAAAAUAGCCCUUGAAAUGAAAGGAGUAGCCCCCUUCAAUUCAGUAAUCACCCAAAUUCUGAAAAAAUAGCCCCUUAAUUAAUGAAAAAAGCCCCUAAAUCAAAAUUAUUUCCUAUGCUGUUCCAAUCCCAAAGCUAAUGUCAUGACUGGGUUUUUUUUCAGGGGGGGAGGGGCGUUUCACAAAGAUUUAAGUCUGACUUAAAAGUCGCACUUAAAUGCCGGCUCGUAUAAGAUAUGUAACGCAUGUAACUAUGCACUUAAGUGCGACUCUAAGUCUUACUUAAAAUCAUCGUGAAACACCACCCCCUCCCGGGUCACCUUAACGCUAAACAUAUUAUAAUCAUUUAUCAUCUAGCCGACUUUCAUCAUUGAUCAUGAUGUGUAAUAAGUCAGUCAUAGCCUGUAUAUAAUCAAUAACUAUGCUUUGUAAGGGCCCAGGCCUCAUGCCAAGCUAUAAACAAAUACUUAUGUUGUGAAACUUAUCUGCAGAUUUUGAUGUGUUUUUUAAAUACCUGGAUGUACUAUGUCAUAUUUUUAUGCUUUAUUGCACUAUACUAUUGAAAAUUGUUAUGUAUGUGAGUUGGGUGUAUGUUGUUUGUUUCGAUCAAGUCAAACAGUUUAUCAUGUAAUGACGAAAAAUAUUUUCCUAAUAUUUAGCAGAUGAUCACGUUUGUACAUUAUUAAAAUCAUCAAUUAUUAUUACACAAAGUUCUCAGAGAAUUACUUUUGUUUUAAUGUCAUGGCAUACAGACGAUCCGAGAGCUUUUGACUUUAUCAUCAAAUCAGAGAAAAAUAUGUUAUAUUUCAUAGAAAUGAAUGUGAAAGAUUGAGUGUAUGUGUCACACCUGAAUAAAUUCAAAUGGACAUAACUUGUGUUGAAUGGUGACUCUCUCAACUCACUACUGUAAAACUAAAUAAAUGACCAUGGAAGACAA